AGUAUCGAAGUGCGAAGUAUUUAUUUGGUAGUCGUAGACUAUGAAUUCCGAUCAUAAACCUAAGUGAAUAACAUAUUAAAAUUCGGGCAAGAAGUGCAUUAAUGUCUUUUGAUGGAAGGUUUUAAUCCAUUAUUUAUUUUUAACUAACAUCUUCCUUCCACUCGGUCAAAACACGUCCGUUUCACGACGAAAACAUUUCUUUGGUUGAACAGGGAUUUUUUGCCGAAGAUACAAGAUGUCACUUUGGGCCAAAACUCAGUCUCUUCCUGAAACUGCCUUGCGCCAGAUUAAGGCGUUGUACGGUGAACACUUUCCCAUUGAAGUCCGGCAUUUUCUCGCUGCAUGGAUUGAAGAAAAGAUGGCUGAAAUCAACCCAGACAACUAUCAGCAUGAGCAGUACGCUAUGAAUCUAUUCUCCGCUUUCAUACAAGAACUGGAGACGAAAGCAAGCACAUUUGUCAGCGAAGAGCUGUUCUUGGCAAAAAUGAAACUUAAUGAAGCUUCCAGAAAUUUUAGACAAAGGUACAGCCACAACCCGAUAGCACUGUUCAAAGUGAUGAGACAUUGUUUAGACACAGAACUGAGACUUCUCCACGAGGGUGAAGUGAUGGGUCUGGGCAUGAUGCAGACAUGUCUGGUGACGGACACGGCCAUGCAGAUAAUGCAGGAGUUGGAACGGUUCCGCAGUCUCACACAAGUAACCUGCGAAGAGCUGCGCAAGCUGGAACAGGAACAAGAGUCGUUUGCGUUGCAGUUUCACGAGUGCAAUAAACUCAACACUCACUUGAGCCAGAUGCAAACGCCAACAACUCCCCAGGCUGCUGAAAUGGAGAAGAGACUUCGCAAACAGAAAGAGAUGUUUGAUGUGAUGCUCAACCAAAAGGUGGCAGUACUGAUGAACAUGCAGCUGGCCUUGGCAGACAAGUUGAAGGAUACUGUCACACAGUUGGCAGUACUGCAGUCGCGGAUACUGGACGACGAACUGAUCCGAUGGAAGAGGGAACAGCAGCUGGCCGGCAACGGGGCAAAGUUCAACAGCAACCUGGACUCCAUACAGGAGUGGUGCGAGGGCCUUGCUGAGAUAAUCUGGACCAACAGACAACAGAUCAAAGAGGCUGAGAGACUCAAACAGAAGUUGGGCUUGAGCCCUCCCGGAGCUCCGGACAUUCUGCCCAAUUUGAGCAUCCAAAUAACUCAGCUGCUGUCCUCACUGGUUACAAGCACGUUCAUCAUAGAAAAACAGCCACCACAAGUGAUGAAAACCAACACUAGGUUCACGUCUACUGUACGACUGCUGGUGGGGGGACGACUCAACGUGCACAUGACUCCUCCACAGGUCAAAGUUACCAUAAAUAGUGAAGCUCAAGCGAACGCUUUAUUGAAAAACGACAAAAUUGGAAAGGGAGAAGCCAGUGGUGAAAUCCUCAACAACACUGGUACGAUGGAGUAUCACCAGGGCACUCGUCAAUUAUCCGUCAGCUUCAGAAACAUGCAACUGAAGAAGAUUAAGAGGGCAGAGAAGAAAGGGACCGAGUCAGUCAUGGAUGAAAAGUUCUCGUUGCUUUUCUCAUCACAGUUUUCCAUCGGCGGUGGUGAAUUGGUGUUUCAGGUAUGGACUCUAUCUCUACCCGUUGUGGUGAUUGUCCACGGCAACCAGGAGCCUCAUGCCUGGGCCACAGUCACUUGGGACAACGCCUUCUCAGAGCCAGGCCGAGUGCCGUUCGCAGUGCCGGAGAAGGUGCCGUGGCAACAGGUGGCGGAGGCGCUGAACAUGAAGUUCAUGGCGGCCACCGGGCGAUCACUUUCUGAAGACAACCUCCGAUUCCUUGCAGAGAAAGCAUUCAGGACCAAUCAGCUGUCCGGAGAUAUCAACAACCUUCCUCUCAGCUGGUCCCAGUUUUGCAAAGAACCUCUGCAAGACAGGAACUUUACGUUUUGGGAAUGGUUCUACGCAGUGAUGAAACUCACCAGAGAACAUUUGAAGGGACCUUGGAUGGACGGAUUGAUCCAUGGAUUCAUUCGCAAGAAGCAGGCAGAAGAGAUGUUGUCCACAUGUGGAAGUGGAACAUUUCUGUUAAGAUUCUCCGAUUCUGAACCUGGUGGAGUAACCAUCGCAUGGGUGGGAGGAGACUCCUCGGAGGUGUUUAUGCUGCAGCCGUUCACCAGCAAGGACUUCACCAUCCGUUCUCUGGCAGACAGGAUCUCGGAUUUGCCAAACCUCGUCAACUUGUACCCAGACAUCUGCAAGGUUACAGCCUUCCAAAAAUACUACACACCAUUCACAGACAACCAGCCGACGUCCAACAACGGUUACGUCAAGCCGCUACUAGUGACGCACAUCCCUGGCAUUGCUGGACAGAUGGGCUCCUCCGCUGGGCUCAGUUACCCCAACACCCCACAGACAAUGUUCCAGCCGCAGAGCCCCGAUGCUGGCUCCGUCAUGUCUGAAUCGGGGGUGCCCAGUUACGCUGGCGGUUGGAACGAGGACAAUGAAUUCAGCAGCAUUAUUGAGGAUUUUAAUUACGACCAAUUCACUUACGAGUUUGGUCCGUUCAAGACUGAGAACAGCAUGUCAUAAGGCCAGUCGGAAGAGUCUAAUCGAAUUUCUAUCAACCCUACUGUGAUUGAUCUUCUUGUGAAACUUCUGGAUUGUUUUACCACGAGAAAACCUUUUGAUUUGAAUUUGACGCUGUAGAAAACUGCAAGCGUGUGAAAAUGGGAAGUUUGUAUAGAGCGCCGAGUUGUAGAAUCAAUGUGAUGGCUAUGGUAGUCGUGUAAUCUAGAGUGGUAUAUUUUAAAAGUUUAAGUAGUUUUAAAUUUUAUUCUAUCAGAUAGUUCAAUGAAGAAAAAUUGAAGUUACGUUAUUUAUUUUACUGUUAUUGCUUAUUGUUGUACGGGUUACAACUUUUUUAAAAUUUGUUUGUCAAACAAAUUUGAUUUGACAAAAAGAAUUUUUGGUAGAAAUUUUAUUUAGGUUGGUAGAAUUGUAGUGCAAAAUAGCCUAGAUCAUAGAAUUUUAAAAUGUUGCGACAAAAGUUAUGGUACAAGAUGUGUCCUUCAUAAAAGUUCAAACUAUGAUUAUAAGUUUUAAAUUUUUGGUUUAUGAUAUUAAUCAAAAUCAACUUAACAUUUUCUAUACGCUAGAAAACAUACAUAUUUUAUUGUUGUUUAAAUCUAAUAGUACUUUUAAUAACUGUUCUCAAUUUUAUGUGCCUUCCUAGCUAUAUUUUAUUUUAAGCUUGAAUAAAGGUGUAUGGUAGUGCAUUGUGAUUGUUAUGUAGGUACAAAGUAAACUUAUUAAAUGGCAUGAUGUAAAUGGUCUGUAAAUAUAGGUAGGGUUUAUUGUCAACGUUCGGCUGUUGCUUAAAAAACAAUCAACGAGUGAUUUGUGAUUUUUCAUUAGCCUGUAUUUGUUAAGUAUAGUUUCAAUGUAUCAACUAGGCUAGGUUUCAUCAUAUAAAAAUAGAGAUGUGAAAUGAUUUGUUAUGAAUGCAGAAGUAAUAAAUACAGUAGGCCUACACUUUGGGUUAGAAGUCUAAUACAUGUA
Messenger RNA from Macrosteles quadrilineatus (aster leafhopper), 3547 nucleotides. RefSeq names its product signal transducer and activator of transcription 5B (gene Stat92E). Gene Ontology annotation, molecular function: RNA polymerase II cis-regulatory region sequence-specific DNA binding; DNA-binding transcription factor activity, RNA polymerase II-specific. The record is from RefSeq and is a predicted model, not a curated record. The transcript has 18 exons. The coding region runs from base 236 to 2578 and encodes 780 amino acids. Lineage: Eukaryota; Metazoa; Arthropoda; Insecta; Hemiptera; Cicadellidae. Gene Ontology annotation, biological process: regulation of transcription by RNA polymerase II; regulation of cell population proliferation; cell surface receptor signaling pathway via JAK-STAT.